This is a messenger RNA of Osmia lignaria (orchard mason bee), 2571 nucleotides long. RefSeq names its product HEAT repeat-containing protein 3. The record is from RefSeq and is a predicted model, not a curated record. Gene Ontology annotation, biological process: ribosomal large subunit biogenesis; protein import into nucleus. Lineage: Eukaryota; Metazoa; Arthropoda; Insecta; Hymenoptera; Megachilidae.
GUAUUUUCUUGCUACUUAAAUUUUCAAAAUACAUUAGAGAUAAGACCGAAGGAAAUACUUUCUUCUGAUUCGUCAAUAUAUUCUGCCAUACUAAUUGGCGGUUUAAAUUUUCGACCAAUCACACAAAAGAAGAAAAAACAGGACAAGCAACCUAACACGUGGUAUUAGCUAACCUAUUUGGAAUGCGUUGAAAAAAGAUAUCUAUUGAAAAUUUUUAUAUUGUUAAUAUGGGAAAACAGAAGAGGCAAAGAACAAAACCCCAUAAAGAAAAUCCUACUGGCCUUCUAUCUGUUAAGGAUUUUGAAGCAGAAGAAGAUGAGUAUGAUGUCAACGCGGUUUCAAGACCUGCUUUACAGACAGUAUAUGAAAAAGUACAGUCUCCUAAUGUUGAAGAAAAACUAUGCGGAUUGCAAACAUUGGAGUCAAUGUCUUGUGAUUCGACAUUUGCUGCACAGAUUGCAAAAGAUGAAAUUGCUAAAAUGAUAGGACCACUACUCAUUGAUCCAAAUGUAGUUGUAAGAGCAUACAGUGCUAGUGCUUUAAGGCAUAUUGCAGAUAAUGGAAAAACAGAAGCACAUGCAAGUUUAUUAAAAGAUGAUAUUAUGACUCCCUUAUGUACCUUAUUGCAGAAAUAUUAUACAGAAUGGCAACCAAAAUCUGACCAGAGUGAGAGAAGUAAAUUUAAAGAUGAAGAGAAUGCAUUUAUCCAAGCAGUCACAUUAUUAUGGACCUUAUGUGAAUAUAAUGAAUCUGCAGUCAAAAUUGCUAAUGAAGCAGAUCUUAUUUCAGUUUUAACCAAAUUUUUUGAUAUUAGUAUUUAUGGUAUAGAAAUUGCUACAAUUACUGUACAAUGUUUAUUGGCUUUGUCUGAAGAUAAUCCCACUGCUAUUCAAAAACUUCAAAGUUGUGAAAGCACGAUUUUUCAAUUGUUAGAUCUGGAUCCAAAGAGUGAUUCCAUUACUGAAGUACUUUAUCUUAAAACUGCUGUCAGUGGAUUAAUAAUUAAUAUAAUUGACUUUAUGGAUAGUAAUUCAGCCAAUAUAGCCAGCAAAGUGAUACAUACACUUUCUAAUACACUCUCCAUUGACUGCAAACAGUUGUUGUCCAAUUUAACAUCAAUUUUACCACAUCAAAAGAAUGAUUACUCAGAUAAAGCAAAGAAGAAAGUACAGGAAAGCAGAAAAGUUUUAAGUGCCCAGCAACAAGCAUUAGAAAUUUUGGCUAAUUUAUGCACUGAAGAUCAAGAAAAUAAUGUUGAUGAUGAUUCCAGUACAGAUCAUUCAGAUCAUGAAGCUGAUGAUGUGGAUGACGUUUGUAUGGAUGAUAAGUCGCGUAGUAAAAUCAUGUUCACAGUACCACUGGAAAUAAUCGAAGUUUUCAAUAAUUGCAGUAUAUUAAAGAAAGUGUGGGAUAAAACUUCAACUGUAGAUAAAGAUACCGUAGAAAUACUAGAACAAAAUGCCGAAGGAGAAGCUGUUUUAAAGCAAAUGCAUACAUUAAACUGCAGAGCUUAUUUGUGUUUGAAUAAUCUAAUGUCAUGUUUGGAAAUUGAUGCACUUGGUGGUGCGGAAAAUAUAUAUAGAAUGUGGAAUAAUAUUGGAACAGUUGUUUUCAAAGAUGCAAAUCCAACUGACACCGAAUUGUUAGAAUCCGCUACUGCAGCCAUGAGGGCCGCCCUUGAAAGAUUAUCCGAUGCAGAAAUAAAUGUUUUUAAUCAAUUAACAUUAACUGAUAUUCAACCAAUGUUAAAUGGAGAACGUCAAUGCCAAGAUCCUAAUGUCCGAGUAAAUUUGCUACGAAUAUUAGGAAAUUUAGCUUUGGUUUUAAUGAAGAAUAAUACUUCUGAUGCGAGUGAACUAAUUAAACAUAUAUCUGUAUUUUUACUAGACACUUGUGUGAAUGAAUCAAAAGUCUGGGUUAUGGCAGAAUGCUUAGAUUCCAUAAUGGACAUAUACGCGGAAGAUGAUACCGAUAAAGCAGCAAAUGAAAUCGAGUUGCUAGAAAAAUUACGAGCUCUAGUGCCACUUUUUAAAAAUAAGAUGCGACAACAACGGAAAACCUUAGGAGAUAAUGUUGCAGUAGUGUCUACAGUAAAUACCAAUAUCACGAGGUUUAUAAAAUAUAAGGAAAAACGAAUGAAAAAUAUUUAGACGGUUUUUCUAAUGCAAUGUUAGUACAUGGAUGUACUGCAAUGAUAUUUAAGCUUUAUAUAUAUAUUAUUUGUAUAAAAUAUUUUUAUCUAUACUAACAAAAAAAAGAUAUAUAAAUAAAUCUUAUAAAUAAAACUAUCGUCUUCAAUUCUUAAAAUGUUUCAACGAUUCUCGUACAGAAGGAACAUUAUGAAGGUAGUAAAGUUUUCAGACUUUAUUCUGCAUCAAUAAAUAACGAAAGACUAAAUAAAUUGGAGACAGAUACGAUAAAAGUUUCAUCUUUUGUAAGCAGGCUCCAAGUACAUAACACGCAUACUUAUGUUUGUUAACCCUUUGAGGUAUCUACAAAGGAAGGUACGUUGAAAAAGAAUUAUUAUACGUUUAUAAUAAUCGUUAUUGACAAUGGUGCUUCAAAGGGUCG